UUCGUCAACAGUACGCUGCCCACAGACGAAGAUCUAGGCUCAUGGAUCGCAAGUGUGCAUUCUGCCGCGACGCCCGUGGGGAGUUUUAUGAGCGGCCUCAUGAUGGACAGAUGGGGUCGCCGACGCGUACUGCAGAUUUGCAUCCUACCCCUCACACUGGGGUGGGUCAUGAUCGCGGUGGCUCAGAGCCACGCCAUCGUCCUAACAGGCAGAAUCAUGGCCGGACUGGCUGUGGGCCUCUCCGCGGCGCCGGGACAGGUGUUUCUGGGCGAGGUGGCGGAGCCCGGCAUGCGCGGUCUUCUGUCCAGCAUCCCCUACGUCAGCUACUCGAUGGGCAUCCUCGUCGUCUACGUACUGGGAGCAACACUGCACUGGCAGACAGUGGCGUGGCUGGCGACAAUAUUACCAUUGCUGUCACUUUUGUCGUUCUCCCUGCUGCCAGAGAGUCCUGUGUGGCUCGUCAGAAAUAACCGUGUGGAAGAAGCGGGCAAAGCCCUCAACUGGCUUCGUGGAGCAUACAGUGGUAGAAAAACGGCGAAACUGGAGUUGCAGCAGCUGGUUAGCCGGCUUCAUAGAGAGGAGGAGGAGGCAAUCCGCCACCAGUCCGUCUCCAGCUGGAAGAUGUUCUUCAGACCGCAAAUUCUCAAACCAGUUGCCAUCAUCAACGUGUUCAACCUCAUCCAAAUCAUCUCUGGCACCUACCUCGUCAUAUUUUACGCAGUUAAUCUCAUUUCCGAAACAGAAAACGAAGCUGGAGGCAUUGACAUUUUCCUAGUAGCCGUCCUCACGGCAGUGUGCCGUCUCAUCUUUAUCAUCAUCGCCUGUUUCCUUCUCCUCUGGGUUGGCCGUCGUCCGCUAGCACUCUUUUCCGGCCUAGGGUCAUCGGCUGCAGCCUUAGGAGUUGGAACGUUCUUGUACUACCGUCACCCUUCAUCGGAACCAUCGGACACUUGGAUCAUAGCCGGCUUCAUCCUCGCCUACGUAGCCACCAACACGGUCGGAUUUUUUGUCUUGCCAGGAAUCGCCAUUGGUGAAUUACUGCCAGUAAAAAUACGAGGAUCUUUUGGUGGUUACAUCUUUGCUAUAUUUAAUCUUUCUUUAUUUUUUAUAGCUAAAGUAUUUCCGUUCAUGUUGCAAACGAUGGGAUCUCACGGCGUGUUUUGGAUGUUCGGCAUAUCUUCAAUAAUUGGAACAUUAUUCGUAUACCUCUUCUUCCCAGAGACUAAAGGAAAAUCGUUAGAAGAAAUCGAAGACUAUUUUGCUGAGAAAAAUGUGUUGUGGUUAACGAGAAAGAAACAUCAAAGUACCAAUGAACCACUAAAAGUGCCACUAGAAAAUAUUCCGAUACUAAAAGAUGAAUCUACACCAGUAGAUACUGUGGUGACCUCCAAUGGACAGACCCUAAGUAAUGGCGACACCAGGAAUGAAGAUGUCCAAACAGAGAAUAUUCACCCUUCUCCACGAGGAAUAAUCGCCCAAGGUAUCCACGUUGGAUACUCGGCGAUACUGAUACCUCAGCUGAAGAACGAGAACAGCACGCUGCCCACAGACGACGAGCUUGGAUCAUGGAUAGCCAGUGUCCAGUCAAUCGCCAGUCCAUUCGGAGCCUUCCUCAGCGGCAUGCUGAUGGACCGGUGGGGCCGUCGAACCACCCUCAUAUUGUGUACUAUUCCUUUCACGGCCAGCUGGAUCGCCCUUUCCUUAGCGACACGCCAUGCCGUCAUCCUCACAGCAAGAGCCAUGGCGGGUUUUGCAUCGGGCCUUACCAUUGGGCCCACACAGGUGUUGGUGGGUGAGAUAUCAGAGCCCCGUAUCAGGGGGAUGCUAACAGGGACAAACUUCUUGAGUCACUCACUCGGGAUCCUUCUGGUCUACAUGAUGGGAGCGGUUAUGGACUGGAAAGUCGUGUCUGGAAUCAGCACUGUACUCCCUCUGUUUUCCUUGGUGGCGUUCAUCCUGCUUCCAGAGAGCCCUGUGUGGCUCGUCAGAAAUAACAAGAUCGAGGAAGCUGAGAAAGCCCUGAGGUGGCUUCGUGGAGGAGGAGUGGGGAUAAAUGCGAGACGUGAGCUACAGCAGCUGAUUUCGAGAUACGAACAAGAGAAGGAGGAGGGCCUGACUAGCAACUAUGGAAAGCCUGCAGUGAAAAACGCCAAAAGCUGUUGUCGGGAUCUCUCGAAACCCCAUAUCUUCAAGCCACUCAUCAUCGUCAGUGUCUUCUAUUUGGUCCAGGUCAUUUCUGGAACUUAUCUUGUAAUAUUCUAUGCAGUUGAUAUAAUCACGCAAGCGGGAAGUAAUGAGGGCCUGGGACUUGACAGGUUCCUGACGGCAGUCCUCACAGCAGCUGUUAGAUUGCUCUUCGCCAUUGUCAUGUGUUUCCUCUUGGUCUGGAUAGGACGUCGACCUCUCGUCAUUAUAGCAGGAUCACUACAGACAAUAUCAGCGUUGUCUGUUGGCGCCUUCUUAUAUAUGAAGAAUGGGAUAAAUAUUACGAGCCACGAAUUUCCGGCGUGUAAUGUGUUUAUUAUUGCAAGUAUACUGGCUUAUGUAGCAUCAAACACUUGUGGCUAUUUUUGCAUGCCAGGAAUUGCAAUGGGAGAAUUGCUACCAGGUAAAAUUCGAGGUUCAGUAGGAGGUUUCAUUCUCGCUGCUACCUAUCUUGGAUUUUUUGUUACAACUAAGAUCUUCCCGUGGCUUUGUAACUUGCUGGGGGUGCACGGAAUUUUCGGUGUUUUUGGUAUUACAGCGGCAAUAGGAACGUUCUUUAUGUACCUUUUCUUACCAGAAAGCAGUGAGAAAUCCCUGUCGGAAAUAGAGAACUAUUUUUGUCAACCAAAUGUCAUGUGGGUGGGAAGGAAUAUCGUGUUGAGGCACAGUGGUAUUACGUCGGGAGAUUAUGAGAUGCAAGUUAGACGUUGAAAUGGUCAAGUGCCUCUUAUAAAUUGAGAUGUGACAUAUUUAGAUGUAGCAAAAUAUUGCACUUUGGCAACAGCACGCAACGUAAAAAAAGUCUUUUAAAGACGACAGAAUUCUCGAGACUGUCACUGGAAUGUGAGUAUUAUCAAAAUUCAUGGUAUGUAGUAUAAUACAAAUCCAUUAUAUUUAAACUUUACAAGGCUAUCAUACUUAAAAAAGAAACCUGUUAUAAUGUUUAAAAAUAAAAAGACAAUUUCUAUAACGCGGAAAA
Molecule: messenger RNA, 3184 nt
Organism: Zootermopsis nevadensis
Lineage: Eukaryota; Metazoa; Arthropoda; Insecta; Blattodea; Termopsidae
Source: RefSeq, a predicted model, not a curated record